UGGCAGUGCUGCCGUCUUCAUUUGCAAUACAAAUUUGUGUUUGUCGACGCUUCUACGUCUUCAUAUGCUUUUAAGGUGUGUACAAGCAUACACAGCAUAAAAAUAUGUUUGCAUAUGUCUGCAUAUAUUUACGUAAUUACAAAUCCAAAGCGUUCGCAACCCAACCGCUCCGCGCUCAUUAGUGUUGAACAAAUUGAAAUGUGCUCGGGCGCGCGCGCGCUCUAAUCGUGUAAGAAUGCAUAUCAACUGAAACGUACUACAAAUGGAAAUGCAUAUGCGCAUGUGUGAGUGUGUGAACUGCUUAGUGAAAUAGAGUAAAAAGAUUCAGUAAAACUGUUUGCGACAAAAACAACAAUAAAUCAUAACACUAAUUCGCAAUAAAAAGCGUUAAUAGCCGCAAAAUGCAGGAGAGCUACGUUCGAAAACGGUGGCAAUCUGGUAACAAGAAAUCAAUUAUAAUACAACAAGAAUACACAAUUAUAUUACAAUAAUAAUAAGCUAAUGCGUAUUGUAUUAAUGAAAGUGCAGAAAGUGCAAAAACUACAAUAUAAACUUUAAAGCACCAAAUUGAAUGAAAUUAACAAAAGUUACUACAACAACAGCAGCUGAAAAACGUCAAAAAUUGGCAGGCGACAGGCACUGAGACAGUUAGACCAGCAGGAGCUAGCGCCGAGCAACGGUGGCGACAGCAACGAUGACAGCGACCAUGGCGGCCAAAGAUACAAAUCAAUUGACGCGGACCAACGCCAACAUCACCGGCACCAACACCACCAGCCACCACCAUGUAAUGCGGCAGCCACUUUACUCGCAUCCAUCAGCUUUGGUGAAUACAAUACCGGCAACAACAACAACAGUGCAAACAACGAUGGGCAGAGCGAUAAAUAUUGGUUUUGCUGGCUACACACACGCGCAGACGGAGCCCCAGCAUGCGGGCGAUGGUGGAAUAAUACAUGAAAGGGCGCACCAAUGUAAUGAAGUGUUCAGGCCGACCCGAGUUGCCGCAUGUGUUGAUAUCGCCGUUGUUGAUGACGAUGAGGCCAAUGUCGAUAGCAACGGCAAUGCGUAUAAACGUAGAGAUAGUGUCGCCGCCACGGCUGCUGCAGCUGCCGCGGCUGUUGGUGAUGUUAAUUUUCCCGUUGACACGCGCACAGGUGUGACGACGGGCGGCAUUAUGCUAGACUCUGUGGACGUUGAUGUGGACGAUGAUGAGAGCGACUCGUUCGGUUCGAUGGAGACGUUGUCGGACAAUGUGGCUGUUUGGGUGGACGGCGAGAAGCACUGGGUGGCGGGUGUAGAUGCGAGUACGACGUGUGCGGAUUUGAUUGGCGCGUUGCUCAAUUAUCAAAACGCACAGCAAUUGCAGGAAAAACACUACCAGCAGCAGCAUCAGCCACAACAGCAUAUGUUUAAUGUCAACAGUGGCAAGAACAACAAUAAUAACAUCGUAGGCACCACCGGCAGCAACAACAGCACGCCAAAUCCAGCCAUCAAUCAAUCAGCGUUAAUAAAAACAUCAACGCAUACCAAAGAAAAUUGCUAUCCAUCGCUCGCUGCGAGCGGUGAAUUAACUAUUGGCGAUUGCCUUCCCAUGACAGCUGCUGUGUCGAUGGCGCUAACUGUGCCGGCGACCAGUGGUGGCGCACCUCUGUGUGGCAACCGGCUGACUAACGCCACUGAGUACGUUAUUGUUAAGCAGCAUCGCCACUGUGAAGAGUACUUGGAUGGCAAUGCGAAGGUAUUCGAUGUGAUGCCGGUGCAGGAUGGAACGUCAAGGAAGGAGUGCGAAUUGCUAUUGCGUCGCCUUACUGCCGCCAAUAGCCACAACAACUGCAGUGGGAACAGCAAUAAUGGGACUUUCACAGCAUUACCUAAUGCACUGCACCGCCCCAGCUCACCUUCGCUCAAUCUGAAUACACAGGUCUCCUCGUUGCUCUCCACAGACAAGGACAGUGGCAUGGGCAGUCCGGUGGGGAGUUCGCGUAGUGCACGGUUACGUCGCCGCAAGUACAAAUCAGCCGCUACGGUCAGUUGGUUGGCACAGGCGAAUACGUUGCAUCCACGCGUCUCACAACGAGCUGUGGCCGCUUUCAGCGGACUCGGCAACGCGCUGAACAACGCACAGGAGAGUAAAGGUGGUGGCAAGCAUAUCGCCGUCAUCGACUGUGGAAUGGGCGAGGAGGAUGAUGUGGCCGCGGAUGCGCUGGAUGGCUUAGGAGGAGGCGGCGAUGGAGGUGAAGGGGGCGUAAGUGCAAAUGAGCGGCUACUGAAAAUUAUUCUAGCGCAGGACGAAACCAUUCAUCGACAGUUGGCCCUUUUAAGAGAAAAGGAGCGACAAAUUUCGAAAAUUGAGGAGGAGAAGCAUCGCGUACGCGAGCGUGAAUUGGGUAAAAAUUAUCUACUCGAAACGUACCUGAAUGGCCUGGAUGAGGCGCACGCUGAGCCCGAUUUGGAGGCGUGCACCGAUGUGACAUUGGCCGAUAGUCCGCUUAAUGAAUUCAAUGAUGUUCGCGUUGCUGAUACUGGCCUCGUUCAUUACGGUGAUGGCGUUGGUGCUGGCGCCGCAGAUGGCGUUGGCCGUGAUGGUGAUGCUGACGUGGAGAUAUAUAUUGAUGAAUCGUAUCAGCGGUCAGCGAGGAAAAUUGGGGCGCAUAUAACCGUGGCAGCAGUAAAAAUAACAACAUCAAAUAAAAAGGAUAUUGAAACAUCCAAAGCAAGAGAUUUCAAUUCGGAUGCGCGACACUCGAAGAAAUUAAAGGGCGAUUUCAGUGGAGAUGGUGGAGAAGGGGCAGCAGUGACAGGCAGCAAGAUUGAAACAAAUAAGCAACCAAUCGCCAACUGUCAAGACAACGAGACGGACGUGGAAGCACAACUCGUGUGGCUGGAAAAGAUCUACGCACUCAACAAGCAACUGCAACGUGAGGAGGAGAUGCUGCUGAGGUUACACGCGAAAAUACGAAAACAUCAAGUGAAACGUGCCUACCAAACCAAACGUGAAGUGUUGCAGCAAAUUGAGAAAUUGGAUGCCAAGUUGACGUUGCAAUGUUGUGACAUACGCGCCGUGGAGAGUAAAUUGCACGCGUCCAACGAGCAACUGAAACAGAAGCUGGGCGUAUUGGAGCGGCUGAGUCAGGAGUUUUUGCAGACGAUGGAGACGCCGACGGCAGAGGAAGUGCUCCAUGCAAAUGCGGCUGACGGGACGGUGGCGGUUGUUAGUCAGAUGCCUGCUAAUCGAAUGCCAGAUGUAAUUAACAAUGACGGGCAUAAUCUUGCUACAAAGUUGCCUACCACUGAGGUGGCAAGACCGAAAGAGAUGUGUAUGGCUGAUGUGUCGUUGCAUGCGAAACAGACGACAAAACAGCUAGCGGCGCAAGAAAGUUACCAGUUACAGCAAAGUGGUGGCACGCAAGAAGCUGUGUGGCACUUACAAGAUGAAAAUAUGGACUUGCCACAGACAAUGCACGCAACCGCCGCUCAUGAUAAUAAAAUUAAGGAAUUGAGUGAGCUAACGCAAACAAAUACAACAUCAAUGACAACAACUCAAAUACAAUCAGCUGCAGAAAACGAAAUAGCAACAACAACAAAUGUGCCGACAUUGAGGCAUGCAACGACGUUGGUAUCAAAACUGACAGCGACAAGUUGUACCGCAUCAUCGUUAUCGUCAGCCAGACAAACGACAGCCGUAACGACAACAACAACACCCUCAGAUACAACAACAAAUGCGCUGUCAACUGCAGAGGCAGCCAUAUCUGUAUGCAAGAUGCCAGCUAUGUCGCUGGCGGAUGAAAAACAAACCACAGCACUACAUCUUCUUCAGCCGCAGCAUCUGCAACAACAACCGCAACUGGAACAGCAACAACGAGCGCAGCAAAAACAAUUACCAGCGGCGGCUGAAGACGACAAUAACUCACAACAAUGUGUCGCCGCUGAUGACUUGCUCGUCGAUGCACUGGCAGCCGUUGGCGGCGUGGCACUUCCGCAAAACAAUUAUCCAAUUAGUUGCAUUAAUCAAGCGGCUAUACACGACACCAGUACGCUACCAACGCAGCUGAGUGUUGUUGCAGCUGCAAAUUUCGCAACGCCUGAGCAAGCGUUGCCAACAGCCACAUCACUAUUGCCAGCCGCCUAUUUAACGUCUUCAGCAACGCACUCCGCAGGAAAUAUAACAAGCUUGCAACAACAACAGCAAGCGCAGUUAGUGGCACAACCGCAAUUGUUGCCGCAAAGACAAUAUUUGAACUACAUGAAUGCUAGCUGCAUGAGCAACAACAACAGUUGCGAUAUCAGCAGCAACAACAACAACAACAAUACUAACAACAAGAACUUAUUACCGCCCUCACAUGCCGCCCACACGAAAACGCUGCAGAAACAAAUGUUCGGUCCGAAAUCUCUCAAUCAGCGACAGCCAACUGCAACAAUACACACCUCAGCGACAACGUGGACCACACCUUCCGUCCCCAUGACAACGCCCAUUCUUGUGGGAGCGCAUACCGGCUUCAGCAUGCCAUCAAUAUUAGCACCGCUUCGUCCGACGACGCCGACAGCACUUUCGGUUGCACCUGUGGUUCCUCCGGUUGUGGAUAUCACGCAGCUGGGUACACUGGUCUAAAGAUAACGAUGGGUUACUUGGUUGUUUGCUGACCAGCAACCGCACAUUUGCUCAGCCAGUGGGCAAAGGAGAGCGCCUUGAGUGCUCAAUACAGCUGGUGUAGGUUACACGUUGACUAUAAAUUGAUGCACAGUGUUUUAAAUUAGGUUUACCAACAGCUACUUGUAAAGUGUAUAAAAAAAAAUUUAUAAACGGGGAUUUCUAUUAUUUAAAGUUCUAAAACUAUCGAAUUCUUAAGAAGGUGUCCCGUUACUCAAUGAAUGCAAAUAACCACUUAAAACCCAUAAAAUCGGAAUAAAAAUUCGAUGCAAUUUUGACCAUUUUGAAACAAUUUACAAAAUCAUAUUUCCUUGAUUUCACUCUUAGAAGAAACGUUUUUUUCCAAAAUUCGAACUAUAUAUCACCAAAAGGUAUCUGCGUAAUCACGCUCAUCCGAGGCCGGGUGUAGUUAAAAUAUACAUCUAAGAAUUUGUUAAUCAACAACUACUGAGCGUAAUUGGCUAUCAGCCCUUAUUCGUAUCAUCUAAAAUUACUCGAGUGUGAUUCAAUCUCUCACUUUUCCCCAGACUAUGUAUUCAAAGGCAGAGAGAAAGAGUAAUGGGGCAGAUAGAUGUAAAAUUUUAAUCUUUACACAAAUUACUGUGUGUAUUUGAUUCCAAAAUCGCCCACAGUUUAUUCCACUAAAUCAAAAACCAACUUAAGAAGUUUACCUAAAUUCGUCCAAAUAUGCGGUAAAUGUUGGAUUUCCGCAUUUUUAUGACGGUGUCAUGGACAUCAACUGACUAAAAAACCGCGCCUUUUGUCCCACUUUCUACAAAAAGGACAUAGAUUAAAACCAGAAAAUUUCCCGAAAUUGUAAAUAAGACCAAAACUUUUUAAUCUUCAUCAAUAUUUAUUUUGUCGCCUUCAAAAUAUGUCCCUUCUGAAGCGAUACACAUAUGCCACCGCUUUUUCCAAUCAUCGAAACAUACCUUGUAGGUCCAAGUUCGGGAUCGCCUUCAGUUCCCUCUACGAGUUUUCUUUUACGGCCUCAAUCGAGUCGAAACGGGUUCCACGGAGUGGUAACUUCAGUUUUGGAAACCAAAAAAAAAAAACGCAUGUGGCCAAGUUCGGUGAAUACGGUGGUUGAGCGAAGGUAUUGAACGAGUUUUUAGUCUUAAAAUCCUUCAGUAAUCUCUGUAGCAAUCAGAAAGCUUCCGGAAAUAGUUUUUUUUUCUAUAUUCGCGGUUUAGUUCUUCAUGAACUCGUCCCAACGGUCAAUAAAAAAAAAAACACGACAGCCGGUCAAUAAAAAGUAAUAUUUGUAAUAUUUAAACGUCCGGAAUUGUGGGUCAACAAUUUCCGGAAACUUUCAGGUCUUAAUGUACAAGCAUAUGGUAAAUAUGGAGUAAGAAAGCAUUCAUGAAAACCCAUUGUGUAUUCUUUAGGUGAAAAACUUUAGCUAUUUUCUCCAAUAUAUUAAAAAUUCUCAAUUAGAAUUUAUCAACUCGGAGAUGAUCUCAAACUCAUACGCUCUGGCACCUGCUAUGACGUAUUCGCUUCUUAUUUAACAAGUAUUUUGCGAUUCUAAGACACUGUGCAGCACCGUUUAUUGUCACACGCUGUUGUCGUAUCUUCCUGGCCUCGCCCGCGGCAAUGGCAACGCUGUGGAACCACUUAUCAUUAAACGUUGGGAAUUUGUGGCGACGCUUAAGCGGCAUUACAAUGCAUAGUUAUAUUUAGAUAUUAGUUGUUAUACAUACAUACAUUUGUACAUACUUUUAUAUGGACUUGGCCACCAGGCGUGCUUUCGUGUCUUGCGAUGCUCGAUUUUUAGCAAUUUUCUUUAUUUUCCACACAUUUCUUUCAACUCUACAAAGUGACCUUACUUACGUGUCGUUUAUGGCACAUUUUCAUACACAUACAUACAGACAUAUGUAUAAAUAUAUAGUAGAUUGUUAAGUAUAUAUUAGUAAGAUCGUGCGGACAUUUGCGUAUUUGCAAUGGAGAUUUUUUCACAAAUAAUAUAAGAUAUAAAUAAAGUGUGGUGGUGUUUGUAGUUAUGUGCGUAUUUAUGCAUCCAUUAUGUACAUACAUAUGUAAGCAAACGUAUUAUUAUGUAAUCUUAUUUAUGACUUCUAUUAAAUCGAUGUAAGUACAUACGUUUUUUCGUUCAAUGUAAAUGUAAUACUAUACACACCCAUAACGGUUUCCAUUAAAAAAAAAUUGCGUGGGCAUGCAAAAAUGCACGUGCGCGUAUGCACAUAUGUGGGUGUGUGUGUGAAGCUUUCAGCAACGCGUUUUUGCGCGCUUUUCUAUUUUUUAAGUGAAUACUUGUGGUUAUUAUGCGCAACAGCCGAAAAAAUGGCAAAAUAAUAUUAUUUAAUGAAUUUAAAUACCGCCUCACACACACGCACACAAUAUUUGUAUGGUUAAAUUUUGCCUUUGAAUAUGUACCAAAUUGUUGUUAAUUAACCAAAUAAAUUUGAUUAUACAUA
This is a messenger RNA of Bactrocera oleae (olive fruit fly), 7083 nucleotides long. NCBI's taxonomy places the organism in Eukaryota, Metazoa, Arthropoda, Insecta, Diptera, Tephritidae. The record is from RefSeq and is a predicted model, not a curated record.